AUGGCGCCCAAGAGAGCCGGUCGCAUGAGCAUCUUUAGGAAGGGCACGGCCGAACUGUUCUCCAAGAAAUGGCCGCGGCUGUUCUUCCUUACUGCCGCCCUACAAGCCAUCAUCUGUAUGGUAUUCGAGGCUUACACCUUUGCCAAGUUCCAGUACGGCCUGUACGAUAUGGACCAACCACAGUUCAGGGAUAACUCAGAUAUCCAAUCUCAACUCAAGACGAUCCCGACCUUUCUCGGCUUAUUUAUCCUCGGUUUCAUCUACGUGGUCGUGAUGGUAUGGGAUGCCCUCCUUAUGAAGAAUACCAUCCAGGUCAUUGGACUAUGCAUCGCCAACCUCGCACUUCUCGUCUACGGCGGUUUACAAAUCGACCAGAUUCAUUCGGCCGUCGUGUUCCUAGUUGACAAUUCAGCUUUUAAGGAUAAGUACAUCUGGAACGAAGUACAAGGGCUCUUGAUUGCCAUCCCAUGCAUCAUUGCUUUGACGACCCUCGUCCUCGGCGCCCUCUCCUGGAAGCUCUACCAGGAAUUCGCAUGGGACAUCCUGAAGCAUAUAGGAGCUGACUACAGGAUGAAGAAGCGGUUCCUACACUACCAAGUCUACAUCGCUCUCUUGAAGUUUGAUUUCUUCUUCUUCAUCGGGUUUACGAUCCAGUUUUUGGUAGUUGUCGGUGGCAAAUCACCCGUGGAAUUUGGCUUGACCGCUGCUGCCAUCCCGGUCACCAUCGCCAUCCUGCUAUGCGCCGCCUGGUUCACUCGACGCGAGUGGAAGUCAGGCAUGAUAGUCGUCAUGAUACUCUAUCUUGGUGGACUGACGUACUUCAUCUUCAAGCUGGUCAGAAUUUACGAGCCGGGCGAGGCUAGUUACUAUAUGCCCGUGCGUAAGUCUCUGACUGCAUUUGCGGUACUCACCAUCAUCCUUAUUAUCAUGACCAUCAUCAAUGCCAUGGUCUGCAUGUUCAACUUCGGUCACGGCCUCAAGCAACAUCUGCUUAGCGGCCCGCGACCAGAGCUCGACAAGGACCAAGCUAGUUACUCCAUGCACGACGUCAAGCAGUCGCAGCUACCCAGUAGGAUGACGAUCGACUAA
Molecule: messenger RNA, 1089 nt
Organism: Anthostomella pinea
Lineage: Eukaryota; Fungi; Ascomycota; Sordariomycetes; Xylariales; Xylariaceae
Source: the annotation of a GenBank genome assembly